Messenger RNA from Acaulospora colombiana, 500 nucleotides. The record is from the annotation of a GenBank genome assembly. Lineage: Eukaryota; Fungi; Glomeromycota; Glomeromycetes; Diversisporales; Acaulosporaceae.
UGCCUGAAGCCGGGCGGCAUUGUGAUCUGGAUCGAAGGGGACUACGACUUCUAUUCUGGUUACCCGAUCGUAUACAAACCGUUUGCAAGUGAAGCAAACCCAUCCGGAUCUUACCUACAACGAAUGGGCUAUGAGUUGCGUAGAGCGGUGACUGCGAAUGGCAGCGCCCUAAAAGAGGUAGAACACCUUAUGGAUCAAGGCUUAUGGUGGCAGUCUGAUGUAAUAGAUCCCGAUACUGCUGAUUGGGUGUAUUCAGAAUCACCUGCUCUCCCUACACUCCAGUCAAUAAACCCUCCCAAUAAACCCUCGUUGUUCAUCUAUGAAGUCCACAACACCAUCGAAGAAGUCCAAGAGAAAAUGGCCUUACGGAACCGAGGCAAGGAUAUCCCUCCACCUCCUCUACCAGAAUGGCAACCUCUCGACCCUGAAUUGAGCUUAUUCUCCACAAAGACCGCUCGCACCACGUUCAUUCACAGAGACGUCUCGCCACCCUUGCAGAG